Molecule: messenger RNA, 1071 nt
Organism: Anopheles marshallii
Lineage: Eukaryota; Metazoa; Arthropoda; Insecta; Diptera; Culicidae
Gene: Zip48C
Product: zinc transporter ZIP11
Exons: 4
Coding region: 1-1071 (356 amino acids)
Biological process (GO): zinc ion transmembrane transport
Cellular component (GO): membrane
Molecular function (GO): zinc ion transmembrane transporter activity
Source: RefSeq, a predicted model, not a curated record
AUGAUCCAAGGCUACGGAUCGGUCACACAAGCGCUGCUGGGAACGCUUUUAACAUGGGGACUCACAGCGCUUGGAUCGGGCUUGGUGGUGCUGCUCAGAGGCAAUCAACGGAAAUCAUUGGAUAUUUCACUCGGUUUUGCGGCCGGUGUCAUGAUUGCGGCUUCUUUCUGGUCGUUGCUGGCUCCGGCGAUUGAACUAGCGGAAAACUCACACAUGUACGGCAGCAAAGGAGAGUUUGCCUUUAUCCCCGUGGCUGUAGGAUUUCUGCUGGGCGCUAUUUUUGUGUACGGCACUGACAAAAUCAUUUCCUAUCUGGGCAUUAACAGCCCGACAAUGAUGAUUGCACUUACGCACGCAAACAAAGACAAAGCUGACAUUGCUAUGGACGAUCAAGUAUCUGCUGAGCAUGGCAGAAGUUCGUACGCUGGAGUGGCCCCAAAUUCGACGGACCAUGCGCUUGCCAUCGGAAUGGAUAGUUUUGCAGAUUGUCUGAACGCACAGCAUGGUAGCGUGUCGCGAAAGCGCAGGAAAGGAAGUUCUACGGCAUCGGUCAAGGAACAGUCGGUGUAUACAAACAAUAGCCAAAGUCAGCUGGAUGCACAACUAUCCCAGUGGAAACGAAUCAUGCUGCUGGUGGUAGCCAUUACUGUGCACAACAUACCGGAAGGUUUGGCCGUGGGUGUCAGUUUCGGUGCCAUUGGCACCACUGAAUCGGCCACAUUCGAGGCAGCACGGAACCUUGCAAUCGGCAUCGGUAUACAGAAUUUCCCGGAAGGAUUGGCGGUGAGUCUACCUUUACACGCCGCUGGAUUUAGUUUGGGGAAAAGCUUUUGGUACGGGCAAUUGUCCGGCAUGGUGGAACCCAUAUUUGGAGUACUUGGUGCAGUUGCUGUUAGCCUUGCGACUAUUAUACUUCCAUACGCGCUAUCUUUUGCUGCCGGUGCCAUGAUCUACAUUGUGGCGGACGAUAUUUUGCCCGAAGCACAUGCAAGCGAUAAUGGACUUAUAGCUACUUGGGGCACGAUUGCAGGCUUUGUGGUGAUGAUGUGCUUAGACGUGGGGCUCGGAUAA